AUACAAUCGAGUGAAUCGCUUUUUUCAUAGAGAAUUUCGCUAGCUUGUAUGUUUAUUAAUAUUGCCGUGUAAAGUGUGAACCAAUUUGGUUAGAUUGUGAUAAUGUAACUGUGUUAUAAAUUAUAAUAAGAUAAAGAAACUCGAUUGAUAACUUUUUAGUUUUUACUCAAACAUUCCGCAAGUACAAUGAGCGCAACUCCAGUAAAAUUGGGUUCACUAUUAUCAGUUUGUUUUGUGCUAUAUGCAAUUUAUUACAGAAAAAAUGACAUAGAAGAUUUAAGACUAUCUCCCGUAAAGGAGCAUCUUUUGUUUUUAGAACGAGAAAAUGAAGUCGGGACUGGUAUUCGCCAGCCAAAAGUUGCGUUAGGUUAUGGCGCUUGCCACGAUUUAUUUGUAAAUGCAACAUCAUUGUUAAACCACAGAGAGUUGAAAGGUGCUCCAGAACAUUUCAACGACAUCUCAUCAAAACAGGAGCUUCUAAAAACUUUCUCAUAUUUCUUUAAACAUGGAGCUGCUGCUGAAAGAUUUAUGUCAAACAGUGAAUUGUUUGAUAAUAUAGUUGAAGAGGCAUUAAAGUUGCCUGAUACAAGAUGGACUAUUGGUGGCAAUGCUCCAUUGAUGGCUAAAAGAUUCCAUAUUGAAGGCUGGAAAGUAUUAGUAGGUGCAAAAAUGAGCAAAAAUCUCAAGGCAUACAUUCCUGAUGGCAUUGAUAUUGUUGGUGUGGACAAAGAUGAAGAAAUAAAAGAUGAUAUACAUAUGAUCUUAGAAUAUAAGGCUGAUGAAAAGUUCGGUAUAUUUAAAUCACCAAGAGCAAAUAGAUUUAUCAUGCAUAACGAUGAAAAUAACCCAUUGUUAAGUUCACUUGAACGGCUGGGUGAAUUUCUUCCCAAGUUCAAACCCAACUUGUUUGUAAUAAGUGGGUUGCAAAUGAUGGAUAACUUUCCAUUUAAAAAGGGUGGAAAAGAUUUAAGGGCAGAGAGGCUGGAUUUAGUAAGAGAACAAAUACUAACACAACCGUCAAACACCCUUGCACAUUUUGAGAUGGCUAGCUAUGUUGAUCUCGAACUGCUCACACAUUUAACAACAAAAGUCCUGCCAUAUGUGGACUCAGUGGGUAUGAAUGAACAGGAACUCUCAAAUCUGUAUAGUAUUCUAGAAUAUGGUGAGGUCAUAGUUGUUGCAGAUUCAAAUCCAAGAGUUGCGACAGCAUUAGACCAAAUGAGGAAAAUAUUCCUUUUAAUCAGAGAGAAAAAUAAGGAAUUCAAAAGCAGUAGAAAACUUACAAGAAUUCAUGUGCAUACUUUAGCCUAUCAGGCUAUAUUGACUGUCAAAAACUCAGACUGGAAAAGAACACAGGCUGCUGCAGCAAAAGCAGCCUUGACAGCACAUAGAUAUGUUUGUAAUAGUAAAAAUAUAGCUUUAGAUAAAUCCAAACUUCUAUUAGAUGAUAGUUUUUCUACAACAACAGAUAAUGACAAUAACAGCAGAGUAUUUUUUGAGCCCACAAAUCCAGUCCCAUGUUGGGAUGAAAUCUUAGAUGAUGAUAAAGUUGAAAUUUGUGUGGCACCAGUGUUGAUAUGCACAGAGGCCCAGCUAACAGCCGGUGCAGGUGAUAACAUCUCUGCUGCAGGUCUAGUCUUGCAAAUAGAGAAAUGAGUGAUUUACAAAUAUGUAAGAACAAUUUUAGUACCUAGUUGUUAUUUAUUAAUUAUUUUAACGUUCUAACCAUGAAAUUUUUUGUAUUUUAUCUUGUGCCAUUUUUAUUUGUUAUCUUGCCCAUAUUCACAGUGGCACCAAUGCAAUAGAGCAAAAAUAUAAUAUGUGUAUUUAUUUAUAAUAUAAUAACAUACACAGGAAAAUUUACAAUAUGACACUGUAAUUAAUGGAGAAUAUAAUAUUAUGGUAUAUGUACUUAGUACAAAAAAAAUAUAUUAUUGAUAAUUUUUUCUGCUACCAUUAUUAUGAAGUUUCUGCACUGAAUUAAAAAAAAAAUUUUUUGCUCCCACCAAUAUUUACCAAGGCAUUUCCCAAUAUUGUCUUUUCCUGUGUAUUUUUUAAACAAAAAUGAACAAUUUUUUACUUAGUAUAUUUGAUAUGUAACUGUUAUGGUUUUUACUUAUACUUAAACAUUAUGGUUAAUUAUGUAUUUGCUAUUUUUGUUUGAAGUCAUUUGUAGGGGUUCCUAUUAUAAUUGUAUUUUUUAUUUAGUUCAUAGUUUAGAAGACAUUUGAAAUAUUUAUUCGCUUUUUAUAUUAUAUAUUAAGAAAUAAGCUUUGCCAUUAAAUCAAUUGUUUACAAUGACGUCAAUUAAUUUAUAAUGAAAUAUGUAUACAAUCAAAAUCUGUUAUAACGACAUCGAAGGGACUACUCAUAUUGAGUCGUAAAAACCGAUAGUUGUAACAACCGAUGACAGGUAUUGAUAGGAAAGAUAAUAUGUAUAUUCAUGUAGGAAAUUAAACUGCAUUUUGUUUACUUCAAUACAAACAUAUAAUAUAAAAGAACAAUAUCAUUUUUCCAUCAUUUUUGUAUGCAUAAAAUCUAUAAUUUUAGUUUGUUUGAAACACUUCUGUCGUGCAUACACAUUUUGUAAUUCACGUUGGAUUUUAAUCAGCGUAUCGUCACAAUUUCCCUGCAUGUGGAACUCUUCAUUAAAAAGAACAAUCUUUCGUAGUACACUAACAGCAUUGAGACCGUCAAUCAAAGUUGGCACUGUAAAUUGUUCUUCUGAGUCUUCCUGUUCAUUUUUCAUUUUCCUCUUGAACUUCACGUACAAUAUCAUCCUCCGUAGCUGGUGCACAAAUUGCAAUAGACUGAUCUACAUCAAUGAACUCGUCUGUUUCAGUAGUAGAUAAAGCAGGUCGUAAAUUUUGGGCUAAUUGAGCCAAAGAAAUAUUGUCCUCUUCAUCGUCGUCAAUCACAUCAUCUGAGGUUCUUGUUAUAAGACUUGUAAGAUCUUUAAAACCUGCAUGCCCAAAGCAGUUAGCUAUAGUUUUUUGUGAAACUUUUUCCCAAUGCUUCGGAUAUCAUCAAGAUGGCAUCAAGAACCGUAAAGCUGUUCUGAUUAUUACUGUCAAUGCUUUGUAUGAACUUUAACACUUGCAGUCUUCUAUAAUGAGAUUUUAAACAUCUUAUUACACCUUGGUCCAUAGGUUGCAGUACAGAUGUAACAUUUGGUGGUAAGAACACGAGUUUAAUACGCUUCAGAUUAGUAACAGCCGGAUGAGCAGGACAAUUAUCAACUAAAAGAAGAACUUUCUUAUUGUUUGCUUUUAAUUCAGCGUCCCAGUUUCGUAACAUUUUUCAAAAAUUUCCGAUGUCAUCCAUGACUUCACAUUGUUUCUAUACGUUACCGGCAGUGAGCGUAUGUUUUUAAAGCAUCUUGAUUUCUUAGAUUUCCCAAUAACUAAAAGCUUCCUUUUACAGGAUCCUGUCAUAUUUGCUACAACCAUGAUCGUUAGUCUCGUCUUGGACAUUUUUCCUCCCGAACAAUUCUCUCCUUUGAAUUUUAAAGUCCUGUCUGGUGUCAUAAUGUAAAAAAAGUCCGGUUUCGUCUGCGUUAUAAAUGUCUUCUGGACUGUAGCCUUCGCAUAAUGUAGGCCACUUUUGCGUAAUCCAUUCGUCUACAGCAUCUUUAUCCACACUGGCAGCUUCACCACUCAUUUUCCCGCCGACAAUGCCAUGUCGAGCCCGGAAACGUUGAAUCCAACUAGACGAGCAAACAAAAUCUUCACCAAAUUCGUUUGCUUUUUGUUGAAGAAUUGGUCCAUUUAUUGGCACAUUAUUUGUCCUUUGAUAUUUAAACCACUUUAACAAAGCUUCCUCAAUCUUCGUAUGCCGCGUUGUUCUGGCUCGUUUCAUUUUCAAAAAAUUCUUGUAAAGGAUUUGAAUUUUCUCCCUUUCUUUCCAAAUGGUUGAAAUUGUCGAGUGAUACACCAUAUUCUUUUGCCAGGUCUUUGUUUGGAAUUCCUUUCUCUAGCUUUGAAAUAAUAUGCGAUUUUUCUUCGAUACUGAUUUGUUUUCUUUUUUGCGACAUGUUACAAUUUUCACAGUUAACUCAACAAUAAUGUUUUGGUGCGUCUUGUGUAAAGAUAAGUAACAAACUGACUUAAGAGAUAUGACGAAGCGGGCCUUGAGGCUACGGCAUGCAUGUGCUUUGUUUCUAAGAAUUACAAAAGACCCUAAACUUUGUUUACUUUUACGAUAAUAGCCAUUGACUAUUAUACUGUGCCAGAUGUGGAUACAGUUACCUAUUCAAAUUGUUUACAAUACAGCUGAGCCGGUCGUUGUACAGAUAUAAUUCUCCGAAAACAUUAACCAAAUGUGGUCGCUUAAUGCGGUAUGUCGUAAAAACCAAUGUUUUAGAUAAGGCGAUCAUAUAACAUUCAGCCCGGACCUUUGAUUUUGGUAAAUUUAACCGGUAUGUGGUUCUAAACGAUGUCGCCAUAAACGGUUUUGACUGUAUUUCAAAUAAUUAUGAUGUUAAUUUUCUGAUUAUAUUCCAUUUGCACAAAUGAUAGUAGAACAAUAGCACAACCUCUGAGGUGUAAUUUUUGUAAUCCAUGAAAGAUAUAAUUUGGUUAUUAUUUAUUAUAAACAAGUACAAUAAUUGUAACUCCAAAUAUUGUUAUGACAUUUACAUAUUGUUAAAAAUUCCUAGCGACAUUCCUAAUUAAAAGAUGCACUCCA
Messenger RNA from Leptidea sinapis, 4686 nucleotides. Its product is annotated as ADP-dependent glucokinase. The transcript has 3 exons. Gene Ontology annotation, cellular component: endoplasmic reticulum. Gene Ontology annotation, biological process: glucose metabolic process. The record is from RefSeq and is a predicted model, not a curated record. The coding region runs from base 187 to 1656 and encodes 489 amino acids. NCBI's taxonomy places the organism in Eukaryota, Metazoa, Arthropoda, Insecta, Lepidoptera, Pieridae. Gene Ontology annotation, molecular function: ADP-specific glucokinase activity.